Molecule: messenger RNA, 2368 nt
Organism: Schistocerca americana (American grasshopper)
Lineage: Eukaryota; Metazoa; Arthropoda; Insecta; Orthoptera; Acrididae
Gene: cN-IIIB
Product: 7-methylguanosine phosphate-specific 5'-nucleotidase
Exons: 8
Coding region: 196-1092 (298 amino acids)
Cellular component (GO): cytoplasm
Molecular function (GO): 5'-nucleotidase activity; magnesium ion binding
Source: RefSeq, a predicted model, not a curated record
GCACAGCUGUUUUUGGCAACGUGCAGAAUGUCGCUGGCGACUUGAAAGUGACAAAGGCAGCAAAUAGAUUGGCGUCUAUGAGUCGUUUAUUUAUUGUUUAUUUUCUGUGGGAUUAACGUAGUUAUAAUCAUUGUCCAACUGAUGUCUUAAGCCGUGAAUCAAGACUGUUGGUAAAAAUUGCCGUUUUGGUGUAAAAUGAAAGACAUAAAGGCUGGGAAGAAGAUAAGGAUCGAAGACGUAAAGGCCUUAUUAAGUAGAGCUGUUCACAUUAAGGACAAAAAUCAUGUCGAGGAGAUGGUCAACAGGAUUAUCAGUGAUGGGAAGGAUAAGUUGCAGGUAAUACUUGAUUUUGACCAAACACUGACAAAACAACAUGUCAAUGGAAAUCGAUGUCUCACAAGUUUUGGUAUCUUUGGAGAGUGCAAGCAGUUGCCUAGUAGUUAUAAAGCAGAUUCCAGUGCUCUUUACAGAUAUUAUCGAGCACUGGAGAUUGAUCCAAAGUUGACCAGAGAACAGAAAAUGGAAUACAUGUUGGAAUGGUAUAUCAAAGCUCAGGAUCUCCUGAGAGGUUAUGACUUUGACUGUCAAGAGAUUCAUGAAGUUGUUGCACAGACUAGAGUUCCUCUCAGGGAUGGCUCCGACAUGAUGCUUAAAGCAUUGGAUGAAGCAAGUAUACCAGUAUUAGUUUUCUCAGCUGGUCUGGGAGACAUAGUUUCUGCCAUCCUCAAGUACCAUGGGGCACUUCGAAAAAAUGUACAAGUUAUAUCCAAUUUUCUUAAUUGGGAAGGCUCACAGCUGAAUGGCUUCAAGGGGAAUGUUAUACAUGCGUAUAACAAAAAUGAACAUGCCAUUGAAAACAGUGAUUAUUUCCAGCUGGUCACAAACCGUCCAAAUGUCAUAUUAAUGGGUGAUGUCGUAGGAGAUGCAGGUAUGGCAGAGGGCGUGCACUGUCCAAAUGCAAUACUGAAAAUAGGUUUUCUGUAUGACAAGGUUGACGAGUGCUUAGAAGAAUAUUUAAAUCAUUUUGACAUUGUUCUUGUAGACGACCAGACUAUGAAUGUAAUGAAUGCUUUGCUACAACUUAUUAUUUAACAAAGUAUGUGCUGUGAACUUUUUAACUUUUUUUACCCUCAUGACAUGAAGCUUUAACUGCACAAAAUAGUGAGAUUUUUCCUUUUUCUUGUAUAUAUUAAACUAAAGUUAAAUGUCAGCUGUGACUGACUUUCUAAAAGUCUGUAAUAAAUAUUUUUAUUUUCCUUAAUGCUUGUUUUCUGACAAUUUCAUUGAUGCUAGAACACACACCAUGAACACUAAAAGUAACAUCCAAGUGUAGUAAGUUAAAACAAAAAUUUAAAUACUUGAGUGGUACAAAAUGUAACUAAUGAGCAAAUCAAGCAUAGCUUGAUAAUGACAGCAUAUGAACAAAGUACAUGGUAAUUGGCAGAAACGGUCAAAGUAUAUUUAAUUUGCAGUUGUACCUUUUCACCAUUGUGAAGGCACCUAGUUACUUUUGGCAGUUACUGAACUGCAUGCAAGGACAGAUAAAAUACUGUAAAGCUACACCUCCUAGGGCAAUUAUCGCAAUAUGAAUGCAUUUAAUUUUUGAAUAAACUCACCAGCCACUUGAAUGGCCUGAUACAGGAUGGCAUAUCUUCCAACACUGUGUUUUGUUAUGAGUUAUAUACAUUGUAAUCCUUGGUUACCCCUAGAAUUUUUCACCAUACUGCAGCUUCCAGUGCUAAAUUAGCUAUUCCAGGGUGCCUUAGUGAGUAUCAUUCAGCAGAUAAAAUAUUUUCUACCAACUUAUUCACCUCUUCACUGCAUACUUUACCUAUCUGGUUUCAAUCAAUCUUUUUUAUUGUCACUUUCUAACAGUUCCUUCUUAUCUGGUCCCCCCCCCCCCCCCAUAUAACCACAAGAAUGAUUUUUAAAGAAUGUCUUUCUCAGUUUUGCUUAUCCUUAACAUAAAUUUGGCACCAAGUAACCAGUGCAUUCUGUGCAAGAUUAAAUAUACUUUUCUUCCAUAGAUCCUUCUUUUCUUCCAUAGAUCCUUGAUCCUCAAGGAUGUAGAAUACGGUACAAUGCAAGAAUACUUCAUUCUUUAAUGCCUAUUUCACUUCCUUAUAUCAUAAGUGAAAGAUUCUCGUGAAUGUGGAAUAAGUCGGAAAUCUGUCACAAAUAUGUAAAUGUACAUACAAUAAACCUCAUUGUUUGAUAUUAAUAAAUUCGUCCUUGGCGUGGGAAUGCCACCUAACAAGUCCUUGAAGCUGUGCUUAAAUUGAACUGUAUUCAGGUAAGUUUUGGAAAAUGUGUGUUGCUAAAUAAUGGACACCUUUCUGGACCAAAGUAAAUAAACGCUUUAAAUCUU